UGAGGUUCAACAGUGACCUGCUUUGAGCAGUCACAUAACUCUGUGUACUGAUGUUCUCCACAACUAACUGCAAAAGGACUAGUUUUCUCUUGCGGGGAGUGCUUGUUCGGCCCAGGCCAUUUUGUCAAAUGUCAGUGUUUCCUUGUUAAUCUUUUCUCCAGUUUCGAUGAAAUUGAAGCUUAUUUUCUUGUCUCUGAGCUCCAGUAAUUCACUUGAACAAUCUGCAGAGCAGACUGUCACUUGAGUCAGUUGCGUGCGACGUUUUUGGCGCCGUUUCUUUUCAGCUCAAGUUCAACACAGUUUCUUCAUCUGACAACAUGCUGGAACGACUGUUGCUGAUUUUUGUGGUUGUUGCGAUGGUUUGGCAGUCGGGAUGGGUUAAUGCCCAGGAAACUUCAGGUCUCUUUCCACACAUCUUCAAUCUUGCCACCAGAGCUCGCAUCACCACUAAUGCUACCUGUGGGGAGAGAGAACCUGAGAUGUAUUGCCGACUGGUGGAGCAUGUCCCUAUGGGUGAGAUGCAGAUGGAACCCUCCCAUGCCCAAUGUCAGAUCUGUUACCUGUACAGCACUGACCCUAACCAUAGACACCCCAUCUACAAUGCCAUUGAUGGGACUAACUCCUGGUGGCAGAGCCCCACAUUAGCAAAUGGGAAACACCACUGGGUUACCAUCACCCUGGAUCUACAACAGAUCUUCAAUGUAGCAUAUGUCAUUGUCAAAGCUGCAAAUGCCCCUCGACCAGGCAAUUGGAUCUUAGAACACUCAGUAGAUGGUAUCAACUUCCAACCUUGGCAAUACUAUGCUAUGUCAGAUCUAGAAUGCCUGCGAACCUAUGGGAUUGCCCCAGCCAUUGGAAUGCAUCGAUUCCGUAGAGAUGAUGAGGUCAUCUGCACGUCGUAUUAUUCACAGCUUGAUCCACUUAGUAAUGGGGAGAUUCAUACCUCUAUUGUCAAUGGCCGACCAAGUAUACGAAAUCCAAGUGAGACCCUUAUGAAAUUCAUGGCUGCAAGAUUUGUGAGGUUACGAUUUCAGAAGAUUCGUACACUUCUGGGUGGACUCAUGGCUUAUGAAAAUAAUGGCUUCAUUGAUGAGAAUGUGAAUAGACGGUAUUUCUACUCCAUUAAGGAUAUCUCUAUUGGAGGACAGUGCAUAUGCUUUGGUCAUGCCCGCACUUGCAUACAACACCCAGAUGCAGGACCUGGUCAGCCUGUGCUGAAGUGUGUCUGUGAGCAUAACACUUGUGGUGAAAGCUGUAAUGAAUGCUGUCCAGGAUUUAUCCAGAAGGUAUGGAGGCCAGGGAGUAGAGACCAGAGCAACGAGUGCGAACCAUGUAAUUGUCAUGGCCACUCUGAAACCUGUUACUAUGAUGAGGACAUAGAUAGAGCUCAUGAAAGCCUGGAUAUCCAUGGUAACUAUGAAGGAGGUGGAGUCUGCAUUGGGUGCAGAGAUGGCACAACAGGAAACAAUUGUGAGAAGUGUAUUGAUGGAAUGUACAGACCACUGGGCAUAGAGACUAAUGAUCCACAGCCCUGUGUCCGUUGUGAUUGCAGUGCUGUUGGUACUCGCAGAGAUGAUACAACAAAUAGGCUUCUUGUCUGUGCCAAGGAUGAAAGCCGAAUGUAUGAGGAUUUGAACCCUGGUGAUUGUUUCUGCAAGCCAGGCUAUGCUGGCCAGCGCUGCGACCAGUGUGCAAGAGGUUACUUUGGCUAUCCUUACUGUCAGCCAUGUCAAUGUAACCUGGCAGGCAGUCGUAACCCAGAUGCAUGCCAAGGCCCAUGUGAAUGUAAAGAAAAUGUGAUAGGACCAAACUGUGACCAGUGUAAAGCUGGAUUUUUCAACCUGAAUGAGGAAGACGAGGCAGGUUGUAGUAGGUGCUUCUGUUUUGGCUUAUCCACCAUAUGCGAGAGCAUUCCUUGGGCUAUUGAUAAGAUCAGAGAUAUGAAUGACUGGAUCGUAACUAACCAAGAAACUUCAGCCUACAUACAUCCUCGCAUCGCUGGACCUAACAUGAUUGCCAUCAACCAUCAGGAGGCAAGGAAACAGCUACAAGCAGAUAACUAUUUCUGGCGUGCUCCUCGACCUUAUCUAGGAAACAAGCUCACUGCUUAUGGCGGUAGACUUCAGUUUGCAGUGUCCUACAAAGAUGAACCAGGCAGACAGGCAGACCCAACAACAGACAUUGAUGUCAUCAUGCAGGGUAAUGGCAUUACCAUCUACAAAAAUUCCCUGGUAGUCAUGCCGGAUACCAAAGAGACAGUGGUUAUAACAAUGACAGAGCGUGGCUGGCACCGAUUAGCCCAUGACGCUGACCUAGGAGACAGAUCACAAGAUCAAACAGCUACUCAGGCUGACUUUAUGUCCGUGCUGAGUGGGCUGGAGAAGUUGAUGAUACGUGCGGUGUAUAGCUCACUUGUGGUGGAGUCAAGACUUAGUGAUGUAAGUUUGGAUGUAGCAUCUGAAGAGGCUACUGACCCUGAUGUCUUUUCAAGUAUUGAGCAAUGCGAGUGCCCAGCUUCAUAUGAAGGACUGUCAUGUGAGUCAUGUGAGAUUGGAUACCGGCGAGUUGAUGGUAUAUUACUGAAUGGUGUCUGUGAGCCAUGUCAGUGCAACAAUCAUGCCACAGAAUGUAGUGAUUUCACUGCAGAGUGCUUUGACUGCACUCACAAUACCACAGGGCCCCACUGUGAAUUUUGUGCCAUUGGUUUCUAUGGCUACCCUGUGCAAGGCACCGUACAUGACUGUCAGCCUUGUGCCUGCCCACACCUCACCCCAGAAAACAAUUUCAGUCCAACCUGUGUGUCUGAUCCUGAAUUUGGUUACAUUUGUGACUCCUGCCCUACAGGCUUCACAGGCCCAAGAUGUGAGCGAUGUGCUGAUGGUUUCUAUGGCAACCCACUGGAAGUUGGCGGUUACUGUCACCCUUGCACUACCCUUUGUAACAACAACAUCAACCCUGGCAUACCAGGGAGCUGCAACACAGUGACUGGGGAAUGUUUGAUCUGCAUUGGUGACACAUCAGGAGCUCAAUGCCAGCAUUGCAGGGAUGGGUUCUUUGGAGAUGCUGUUACUGCUAAGGAUUGCCAAAUGUGUCAGUGUGAUGAUGCUGGUGCCUUCUCAUCUUUUUGUGAUCGGAAAACUGGACAAUGCGAGUGCAAACCCAACGUCAUUGGUCUAUCAUGCAAUCAGUGUGCUCCUGGCUUUUGGAAUCUGGAAUCCAGACUUGGUUGCCAGGCAUGUGACUGUGAUCCUGUGGGCUCAUUGGAUGAACGUUGUGAUGUCAAUACUGGACUGUGUUACUGUAAGCUAGGAGUUACUGGGAUGCAAUGCAAUCAAUGUGAGCUUGGAUUCUGGAUCUUCAGUGAAAAUGGGUGCGAAGCUUGCGGUUGUGAAAUCAGUGUAUGGUGUAAUCCUGUCAGUGGUAAAUGCUCCUGUCCUCCAAAUACUGUCGGCCUGAGAUGUGAAAGCUGUGAAGAUGAUCACUGGGGCUAUGACAUUCAUACUGGAUGCAAGCCUUGUAACUGCAGCCUGGAGGGAUCCUUUAGAUCUGAUUGUGAUGCAGUUACUGGACAAUGCAGCUGUAAAAGAAAGUUUGUUGGCCAGCAAUGUGACCAAUGUCCAUUUGGUUACCGUGACUACCCAAAAUGUAAACAAUGCAAGUGUGAUGAAGUUGGAACGGACCCUUCUUCCUGCCAGAAUGGAAUGUGUUCGUGUGCUGAUGAGGAUGCACAGUGUGUCUGCAAGGCCAAUGUGAGGGGAAGGAAAUGUGACAGAUGCAUCAAUAACUCCUUCAGUCUGCAAGCAAAUCUACCAGAAGGAUGCACAAGUUGUUUCUGCUUUGGAAUCACAGACAGUUGCAGACAGACUGACUUUGUCAGGAAAGAGUUGCACCUGUCAUCCAGAACCAAUGACUUCUCUGUAAGUGAUGGCUACUACAUUAUACCAACACAGCGUGGUGUGACAUUCACAACAGAACGUGUUGAUCUUAAUGCUACAGAGGCCUUCAUAACCCUGGAUGUAGAGGAGCUUUUCUGGAAUCUUCCAGUUGCUUUUGUUGGAAAUAAGGUGUCUUCAUAUGGUGGGAUUCUGAGCUUUGUUGUGGCCUAUCGACUGAAUCCACCAGCCAACACACCUGUGGAAUCCACAUUAGACAUCAAAAUUCUUGGUGUUCGCUAUGCUGUCACCGUAGAUUUGCCAGAGCCUUCCCCUGACACCAAACAAGCAUUCAGUGUGAAACUAUUGGAGCACAACUUCCAGCUGCAGCCAUCAGGUAGACAGCCAACCAAAGAAGAAUUCAUGAUGGUGAUACAAGACAUCAAAGCAGUUCUUAUCAGAGCAACGUACGGACCAGACACAGUCUAUGCACUCAUUGAUAGUGUGGUUCUAGAAACCGCAGGGCCAGCCAGAGGUGAUAUCAGUGGGGACCAAGCGAUAGGAGUGGAAGAGUGUGAUUGUCCUACUGGCUACACAGGACUUUCAUGUGAGCGCUGUGAAGCAGGUUACUUCAGGUUAAGUGGAGACUACCUCGGCACAUGUCAACCCUGUGUCUGCUUUGGUCAUUCUGAUAUGUGCGAUGACAGGACUGGACAGUGUGAGGAAUGUCAGCACAACACAACCGGCCCACAGUGCAAUAACUGUGAUGUCGGUUUCUAUGGAGAUGCAACCGUUGGUACUCCGUCUGACUGUAUGCAAUGUGCCUGCCCAUCAUUUGCUUCUGUUAACAACAGCUUCAGUCCAACGUGUGUUUUAGAUCCUUUAGAUGGUCAGCAUAGAUGCACUGACUGUCAAGCAGGCUAUGUGGGUAGAUUCUGUGACAGUUGUGAUGAUGGUUACUAUGGUGACCCUACCAAGCCUGGUGGUACCUGUCAGCCAUGUGACUGCAAUGUCUAUGGCUCUGUCUCAUCAGUCUGUGACAAAAUCACUGGAGUGUGUCUAUGUACAGAUGGGAUUACUGGUGCAAACUGUGACCAAUGUGAUGAGGGAGCUGGAUACGUCGUCACGGAAACAGGAUGCUCUUCCUGUUACGAUAACUGCACUGGACUUCUUUUGACUGAGUUGGAUCGCUUGGAGCAACUUCUUCAGGAGCGAAAUUUUUCUAACAUUGUUGUUGCGCCCUGGGAAAAGUUACAAGAAAUGGAAAAUGCUACCAAAUUGAUUCAGGGAAAACUUGCAUUGCUCUUUGGAGUUUUGAAUUCUACUAAGGAACUCCUUCUGGCCUUGCCUGAUAUAGGCAACUUACAAGAGGAUACAGACAGGCUAGAAAUGAGAGCUAACAAUACCAAGGACAAUGCAACAUCAUUGAAAAAUGAAGUGGAUAAAACAUACAUCCAAGCUGUGGAAGCAGAGGCUAAUAUCACGGCCAUCUUUGAUAAAAUAAAAGAUAUUGUGAAAGAAAUUGCCAACAUCCAAGAGGAGCUGAGUAAGGAGUUGUCCCUGGAUGAGUCUACAGCCCUCCUGGUGCAAGCACGAAUGAUUGUCAUGGAAAUUUCAGAUAGAAAUCCUCCUUUUAUGUAUUCACAGCUAAGAGCUGAUAGUGAACUUAGGGAAGCCAACAAAACAUUGGACAAAGCCAGACAUUUGUUUGAUGACAUCCUGAAUGUACAGCCGCUGGUUGAUCAUACCCACUCAGGCAUAAUGAACUUGACCAAGCAACUUGAGUUCCUGAUAAAAACAAGCCAAGAGGCUGUCAACAAAUCUGAAAAUGCAACUGGCAUCAACCAAGACAGUAAAGCCUUGAUAGUCUUGAUUAAGGAGAUUGCAGUGCAAACUGAAGAGUUGAAGGAGAUGAGCAAAAGGAAUCUUUCUGAAGCCAGAGCCAUUCUUGACAAAGCCCAAGAUCUGCUUCUCCAAGCCAAUGCCUCUGGAAUGGGUUUGAAGAAAGAGUUUGCUCUGCUAUACAAUCUGACAUCAGACCUUGGCUUCAAGGUGGGGUUAAUUGAACAGAACUUGUUUGGCUUGGAUGAGUAUGUUGAGAGAGCUGAGGCCCAUGCAGACAACCUAAAACAGCAAGCACAGCGCCUGCAAGAGUUAUUUCAGCCCACUAAAGACUAUGCAGAUGACUCAAUUCGAGCAGUCAAUGCAUAUGGUCAGAUUCAACUGGCUAUUGAUGAGGCGGAACAGGCAGCAAGACAGGCCAUGAUGGCUGCCAACAAUGCCAGUUACCAAGUUAGUAACCCUGAACCGCUGGAUGUCCUAGCUUUAUUGUCCAGAGAUAAAAGCCUUUCCCUGGAUACCAACAGCCUGUUCCCAAGAUUGGAGGAGUUAGGAAAGAGGCUUGAUAGCGUGCAGGAUAAUAUCACCUGGGUAACCAACAAGAAUGAUGAUGCAUAUGAGAGACUAAGAUGCAUAAAGGAGGCACUGCUUGAACUCAGACAGGACCUGACUACGCCAGCCCAGGAAGCUGUUGAUAUUGCCAUGUUGGCACGGAGCAAAGCCAAAGGUGUUGAAGAUAAAGUAGGAAGGACAUUAGGACAAAUUCCUGAGGCAAAGAAAAGACUGGAGCAAGUUGAGGAAGAUACAGGCUUUGUGGAUGAAGCAUUAGACAUUGUUGACAAUGCAACCCAGUACUCUCAGUCCAGUGUGAAUGAGAUUCAUACACUGUCCUUAUCACUGAGUGGACAAGCUAAUGACAUGAAGACUCUAGAAGGCAACAUGGCUGUCGAUCUUAAUAAGAUUAGAGAGAAGAUACGACAAGCUCGCAACCAAGCAUCAAAGAUCAAGGUAUCGAUGUACUCCACUGGUGACUGUGCUCGUUCCUACCAACCUCAAGUCAGCCCAUCCACAUACAACUCCCUUAUCAUCAAUGUUAAUAUCUCAAGCCCAACAAAUCUCUUGUUCUACAUCAAGAGCAACAGCAGUGAUGAGUUUAUGCUGCUUGAGACAGUCAACGGAAAGCCAUUCUUUCGAUGGAAUGUAGGUGUCGAUGUUGGUUCCAUCAAGUCAUCUGAAGUCAUGCAACUAAAGGAAUGGUACAAGAUUGAAGCACAGAGGAUUGGGCAUGUUGGCACCCUUAAGGUCCAGAAGAUGAUAUCUAUGGAGAACAAUCCCAAUCCAGAGAACAUUAUGGAACCAGCUGUGGCUUUGACAGGGAUGUCUGCUGUUGGCUCCAGCAUCCUGGAUGUUGAUAGCUCCAGUCACUUGUUUGUUGGAGGAGUACCCAGAGAAUUCGAUAGUGUAGUCCAAGGCGUUGAGAGUAAGGAGUUCAGAGGAUGUAUGGGAGAAGUCAUCUUUGAUGACAUACCUGUUGGGCUGUGGAAUUUCAAGACCAUUGAAGGACAGUGUCAGGGAUGUGGUAACAGUCCCAGUACCACAGUGGUAGAAGAAGGUGUAUAUAAUUAUGACGGGACAGGUUACUCCCUACUCCCUCGACCAAGGCAAUGGAAGGAUGGGUUUGUUCCCAUUGAUUUCCAACUGAAGACGCAAGCAGAAGAAGCACUGCUGUUUUACAUGGCUUCACAAGACCAACGGGACUUUAUGGCUAUUGAACUUAUUGAUGGUUACAUGGUUGUGUCACAUGACCUCGGCAGUGGCAUAGGCAAAGUGUCAUCACUGGAGAGAGUAAACACAAACACUUGGAUAUCAGUCAGUCUGUCCAGGAGUGGUCAGAAAAGUUACCUGUACAUCAAUGCAGUGAGACAGGGAGUAGGUCUGUCCCCUGGAUCAUUAACUGGAUUAACUAUUGAGGAAUCAGAGUACCUUCAUGUGGGAGGUGUGCCAAGCUCCUAUAAAGUCAAGCGAGAUGUUACCAGGCAGCGCUUCUAUGGAUGCAUCAAGUUGUUUGGUCUCUAUGGAAACUUGCAGAACCUGCUUUUGCCCGGUCUGUCAACAGGUGUUGAGGAUGGCUGCAUUGCACGGACUGUUCGAAGUCUUGGCUUACUAGACGGUGCUCAGGUCAAAAUGCGCAACAUUGCUCUCGGAAGGAUUGCAGAUAUUUCCUUGACUUUCACCACCAGGCAAAGCAGUGGUAUCCUCUUAGCAGCAGGAGAACUUGCUAGAGACAGGACAAGAAGAGAUGUGGACCCUGACCAAACUGAUGUAUCUUAUGCCAUUGCACUGGUUGGAGGUCGUAUUAGAACUUAUAUAAAUGCAGGUCAAGGACUUCUGACUCUAACAACUCUAUCAUCAUUAGGAUAUUUUAAUGAUGGUAUACCUCAUGUAGUACUUCUACAAAAGGAGGAUUUUAGCAUUCGCCUGAUAGUGGAUGACAUUGUUGCUAGAGCAGGCAGACUUCCUGGAAGUGAAGGCUUAAUUCCAGUAACUUCACCUCUGUACAUCGGCAGUGUGCCUACUUCAGUCAGGCUAGGCCCUGCGUUACAGAGCAUGCGCGCACUCACAGGCUGUGUCAAAGACCUGGUCAUUAUGGGAAAAUUGGUUGGUUUUGAGUCAGCAAGCUCCUUCAGUAAUGCGACUAUCGGGAAAUGUGGUACUCUAACACCACUCCCACCAGAAGAUAUUACCCAGGAGUCCACUGAUCCUCCCGCCAUGCAUGAUUCUCCCGCUAUGCCAGGUGAGGUUGAAAACGUAACAGAGCCGAGUCCAGCUACCACCCCUUCACCGAUGGGCUGUGCUGUAACUAAGGAACCAUCUAUCAUUGCCAAUGCUGUAAGAUUUGGCUUAUCAAUGGAUAGUCACAUCCAGCUGGCCAUUGACCCACUACAAUUCGGCAAAGUAUUUUCGGUGAAAGUUGAACUACGCACUUCCUCACAGGAGGGGUUGAUCUUUUACUUGGGAUCGGAGAAUAACCCUAAUAUCUACUGUGCUAUGUAUCUCAAGAUGGGCUAUGUAUUCUUCUCGUUUGAUAAUGGACAGAGGAAUGGAAACAGAAAUGUCUUGUCUCAAUAUGUAAUUGAUGAUGAGCAGUGGCAUGCGGUCGAGGUUAUGAAGAAUCGUAAGACGAUUUCUCUUACCCUGGAUACCUUUGAACCACAGAAAGACAGAUUCCCAAAGAGAGUCAAUGUGGUUGAUUUUGACUCACCCCUUUAUGUUGGUGGUCUUCCAUCUGCUUACUCCAGGACUAUCAAUGGAAUAAAAAUGCGAAGUUUUGAAGGCUGCAUUCGCAAGAUCGACUUGAACCAAAUCAAGCUUGAUCUAACCCAACCUCAGAUCAGUAACAUGGUUACGCCUUGUUUCAUGAGUACAGAACCAGGGGCAUACUUCCAAGGCACGGGGUAUGCCAUACUGGCUGAGCAGGUGGCAAUGGAUGUUGAUUUUGUUUUGAGCUUCAAGUUCCGAACAACGCAACAGUUUGCAGUGCUUCUGUCCGUUCAAGAUGAUAAAGAUGGCGGUCUGGCCUUAGAAAUCAUCAACAGAGAACUUGUCCUACGAGCUGAUAACAACCUCAACGGUCCUCGCCGUAUUACCUUCAGUGGAGCUGAUAAUGACAUCCACCUGUGUGAUAAUCAGUUCCAUACUGUGCACAUCAUCCAACAGACCAACGAACUUAAUCUUUUUGUUGAUGAUGACAACUUUGAAUACAGCGGUGAUGGUGGGAUUACUGCUGAGACGUAUGGUACAAUUUCAGUGGGAGGUUUCCCAGAACCAAUGUGGCAGCAUCCAGGAACUAUUCGAACAGCCUUUAAGGGCUGCAUUCAAAGCUUCCGUAUCAACUUGGGCAUACCUUACACCUUUUUGUCCUCCUUGGAGUUAGUUGACAUUAUUGCAGACCAGUGCCCAGUCACCUAGUCUGCUUGGAAAGUUAAUUUGAUUCUUUCUUAGUAGCUGAGAUGUGAGGUGAUUUUUAGAAAUCUUCCCUGUAAUUGAAACAUCUGGCAGCAGAAGUUUCUGUGGUGCUUCAUCUGAAAUAUUAUUGGUCAGCUUUCAAUCAGUUUGGCCUAUUAAAUGAUUUGUGUUUGUACAAGAGAUUUGUAAUGUCCACUUUUAGAUUAUUUAACAAAUAUUAAUGCUUAAGAGGCAGCCUGUGAUUGGACAAUUUGAAUGUUGACCUUUAAAGUCUAUAACUUGACAGUUGGUUCAAUUUGACAGUUGUCCAAGUUGAUCAUCUGAGAUAUUUUGCAAUGUAACAAGAUUUAUAUUUGCUUUCAUGAUAAGACAGUUAUACAGUCAGAAAUAUUUGAAUUAAACAAAAUAUUUCUCUUGCUUUGGGUCAUAAGCUGAGCCAGGUUUUGAUAUCUAUGAAUGGCCUAGCUGUCAACUUUUUACCAAAAUAUGACUGUGACAACAGUGCCUUCAGGCAAACGCUGCAAUUUUAUUUGUAAAAUGCAUAAGACUGUCAGAAAACUUCAUAUAUGUCAAGUCAUUGUGAUUCUUUAAGCAAUUAUUUGUAAUUAAAUGGUAUAAAAGAUAUUUUAUGCAGUUUUAAUCAAAUCAUGUGCAUAACAUUUUAUGUGUGUAGUUUGUACCUACUUGUAUGUUUGUAAGAGUAUAUAAAUUAUGAUGUAGAACAACUAUUUAAAAGAGAUUAUCAACUGGUAGGCUGAGUAGAGUUGUAGAAUUUUCAAAACAAAACUAUUUAUUGAGAGACUUAAUCAACUGUACCAAUUAGUUCUCAGCAUUAUGUCUUAUGUGGUUAUGGGCUGCGUAUUAUGCUUCCCAUAGAUAGAGAACAUUAGAAAUGUUGGAUCAGGUGUCUGGUUCAGACCUCUAUAAUUAUGAAAAGUUAGAAUGACACUGAAGCGACUGGGAACAGUCUACCCCCUUUGCCCCUGUUGUGGUGCACAGUCGAAAGAGUGCUGUUAAUAUAAGAUUUUGCUUAUAACACGGAAAAUCUUGGGUCCCAAUCCUUAGUUUUUCUGUUUUCUUUUCAUUCCCGAUAAUACAAGGUUUCUGUUAUAACAAGGUAAUUUGCAAGUUUAAAGAACCUCGUAUUAACGAGGUUCGAUUGUACACACAUUAAAAUAAACCAAAGCAGCAUUAAAACAGUAUGUAAGUCAAUGGUGCUGGCCCAAAAUGACGUGAUUAGCUCUGUCAUUAGGUCAUCUGUUUUAAUGUUGUAUCUUCUAUUUUAUAUCAACAUCUUAGAAUUUGUACCAAGGAUUCAAUUUAUUUUGGUAUUUCAUUAAAGGAAAUUUAGUUUAACUACAAAUUAUUUUUAUUGUACUGUCCGACAUGAUGGGUCUUUGAUGGAAAGUCACCAUUAUAUUGUGAUUGACAUUAUACAUUGUGUUCAUUUCACCUUGAAAGGUUAAAUACUUGUCAUUGAAAGCUAUUAAAAUGUGUAAUCAAUUUUGAUAUAUUUGUGAAAAGUUUUAUUGGCAAUGUAUCUGAAUGAAGAUGCAAAGUAAACUCCUUGCAAAUUUAAA
Molecule: messenger RNA, 11257 nt
Organism: Acanthaster planci (crown-of-thorns starfish)
Lineage: Eukaryota; Metazoa; Echinodermata; Asteroidea; Valvatida; Acanthasteridae
Product: laminin subunit alpha-2-like
Biological process (GO): regulation of embryonic development; axon guidance; regulation of cell migration
Cellular component (GO): basement membrane
Molecular function (GO): signaling receptor binding; extracellular matrix structural constituent
Source: RefSeq, a predicted model, not a curated record